Momordica charantia (bitter melon) is the source of this 1304-nucleotide messenger RNA. Its product is annotated as transcription repressor OFP4-like. The record is from RefSeq and is a predicted model, not a curated record. Lineage: Eukaryota; Viridiplantae; Streptophyta; Magnoliopsida; Cucurbitales; Cucurbitaceae. Gene Ontology annotation, biological process: negative regulation of DNA-templated transcription. Gene Ontology annotation, molecular function: DNA binding.
CAAAGCAGCAACUUGGGUAGGAACGAGAGAAGAGUUAGGUUGGAUGGGGAAGUACAAGUUUAGGUUGUCAGGUAUGAUACCAAAUGCCUGGUUUUACAAGCUCAAAGACAUGAGCAGCAACAGAUCAAAGCAUAACUCCUCUCAAUCGCAAUCCACCUCAAAGAAAAAGCUCAAGCCCACAACCAUAUCACCGCAGAAACCUCAAGUCUCGCAGCCAUUUUACUUCACCGACUUCAACCCGGAUUCCGCCAAACUUCAUGGAUUCCACAACCCACCCUUCAUCCAGAACUUCUCAGACACCCAUUUUUUGGAGCCAGCCAGAAAAUCCUCAAAGAGAAGAUCCCGAAGGAAAACCAUCUACAAGCCUUCCCCAAGAGUUGUCAACCCCGUCUCAGCUGCCUGUACAUGUCGUGUCUCUCCCAGUUCAGUUGGAACUCUGCCUCAUUCUCCAAAUUCCUCAUUCUCUUGUAUAGAGUACUCCCCUAGAACUGAGGCCUAUGACAGUCUUUCUGAAGCAGAGGGCGCCAACACGUUUUCUUCCGACUCCUUUGAUGAUUUAACCUCUUUGUCCAGCUCCUGCAAAUGCACACUCAGGUCUUCAAACAAUGACAUCAUCAUAGACAUGAAUGAUGAGUCGGUGGGAAGAAAAACUGACAAGCUACAUGGGUUUGACUGGAUAAGAGAGCUGGAUCAGCUUCCUCUGAUAUCGAGGAAGACAAUGAGACUCAAACAGAAGGCUACUGAAGGCACCAAGUUAAGAAGCUCAUCCAAAUGGACGAAAAUAAAAGCAAACAAAUCCCUCUCUGUCAAAACUGUGGAGGAAAACAUCAAGAAUGUAGAGAAACAGAAAACCAGUUAUGUUUUUCGGAAGCCAUCUGCAAGUCCAAUAAGUGUAAAACUGAGAGCUAAUUCACCGAGAAUCGGAAGAAGGAUUCAGUCACAUGCAAGAAGGAAUGUGCCAUCGGGCAUUAGAUUGAAGAGCAAGAAUAGUUGCCUUUUGGAGAGCGUUGCAAUGGUCAAGACAUCACAUAAUCCUCGAGAGGACUUCAGGGAAUCAAUGCUAGAGAUGAUUAUUGAGAAUAACAUCAGGAGUUCCAAGGAUUUGGAAGACCUUCUUGCUUGCUACCUCAUACUGAAUUCUGACGAAUAUCAUGAUCUCAUUAUCAAAACUUUUGAGCAUAUUUGGUUUGAUAUGGCUGAAUUUCGGAUCUGAAAGCAUCUCAGAUUAUGAAAUAUGUGAUAAAUGUAUAUCAUAGCUGACUAAAAUAAGAAACAUGUAGGUUUCUUUUUGUUUCUUUCUUUUC